Molecule: messenger RNA, 1569 nt
Organism: Ipomoea nil (Japanese morning glory)
Lineage: Eukaryota; Viridiplantae; Streptophyta; Magnoliopsida; Solanales; Convolvulaceae
Product: APO protein 3, mitochondrial
Exons: 3
Coding region: 83-1303 (406 amino acids)
Molecular function (GO): RNA binding
Source: RefSeq, a predicted model, not a curated record
AGCACUGAAAGUGUUCGUCAAAACGCUCGACUGAAAAAGACCAACUUUUUUCUUUCGAGUUUCACGCCUCUUAUUUGCUACGAUGUUUCGUAGACGAAUCCAAGCGGCCUUUAACAUCAAAGGGUUAAUAGCGGGAAACUGCAGCGCGAGUUUUAUAAUCAAGAAUGAGAUACACGGUGUUGAUGCAUCGUAUUCGACCAUUUCGGAUAGUGUAGAGUUGCCAAGAAAGCUAAAGAGGUCUGAGCGGAAGCCAUUGGUGACGGGCGUUAACGAGCUCAAGCGCAGAGCAAGGGCGGAGAAGAAAGAGAGACGAGAGGCCCGUGAGGUUCCUCUGAAACCUCCUGAGAAUGGGGUGUUGGUGAAAGGAUUAAUACCAGUAGCUCAUGAGGUUUUAGCUGCCAAAGCUGAGUUAUUUGUGUGUGUUUCUAAGGUUGCAGAAGAGAUUCCUAUUUAUUCAUGCAGAUUGUGUGGGGAAGUUCAUGUUGGUGAUCCACCACAUAAGAUUAGAACAUGUUCUGUGAGUGGUAGUCAGAGAAGCAAAGAGCAUAUUUGGGAGAGAGGGGGUGUCAAACAUUUACUGCCUGUUGUGGAGUCUUUUCAUAUGUAUGAUAGGUUGGGGAGAGCUGUUUCACAUAACGAGCGCCUCGAGGUGGAUCGAAUUCCAGCUCUUAUGGAGUUGUGUAUUCAGGCUGGUGUAGACAUACCUGACUACCCAUCUAGAAGAAGAAAGUUCCCUGUUUACCGCGUUGCAGGGAAGAUGAUAGAUUUUGAGAAGAAGUUUCCCAAGGAUGAUUCAUCCGGAAAUCAUAUACAGACCUCUGGUUUUUGGGGAACCACUAAGAGAUCAACUGAAAAUGAUAAAACUUUGAGUUUGCCACAUCAUGAUGUGAAAGGAUUUGCAGAAAUAGGAAUGGAAGCGUGGGAUAAAAUGCGUUCAGGAGCCAUACAGCUAAUGCAAAAGUACGCUGUUCAAACGUGUGGAUAUUGCCCCGAGGUCCAAGUUGGACCAAAGGGUCACAGGGUGAGGCAAUGCCAAGCCUUUAAGCAUCAGAUGAGGGAUGGACAGCAUGCUUGGCAAGAGGCAACCAUAGAUGACCUUGUCCCACCAGUGUAUGUUUGGCAUGUUCAAGAUCCACAUUCUGGUGUGCCUCAAAUAGAUGCUUUAAAGAGGUACUAUGGAAAAUUGCCUGCAGUUGUAGAAUUGUUUGCUCAAGUUGGAGCCAAGGUUGGAAGUAACUAUGAUGGCAUAAUGAGAGCCGACGUUGCUCUUCCUAGUCUAGACGAAGAAAAGCUAGUCGUAUGAAGCUGUGUUAAUAGCAGUAUCACAUCCAUAUUGACGCCAUCCAUCGGGACCUGAACAAGAAGUUCCCAAUCACAUCUAUAUUGGCGCCAUCUAUGGGAGCCUGAACGAGAAAUUCACGGGUAACAAGUGAAUUUUCAAGGGUAGAAUCAAUGCUUCCCAGGUAUUUUAGAAUUAAGUUGGAAACAUUUGAGAUAUUGAAUCAUUGUAAAUGCAUAUGUACAUAUCAUUUUGAGGCUUUGAGCAAAUUAUAUUCAUAUUUAAAUCUU